This is a messenger RNA of Ochotona curzoniae (black-lipped pika), 2810 nucleotides long. It is a transcript of the gene BLK, whose product is annotated as BLK proto-oncogene, Src family tyrosine kinase. Gene Ontology annotation, cellular component: extrinsic component of cytoplasmic side of plasma membrane. The record is from RefSeq and is a predicted model, not a curated record. Gene Ontology annotation, biological process: innate immune response; protein phosphorylation; cell differentiation. Lineage: Eukaryota; Metazoa; Chordata; Mammalia; Lagomorpha; Ochotonidae. Gene Ontology annotation, molecular function: non-membrane spanning protein tyrosine kinase activity; ATP binding; signaling receptor binding. The transcript has 13 exons. Bases 289 to 1791 code for a protein of 500 amino acids.
ACGUAUGGGACCUAGUGAGCUCACAGAAGCCUCGAGAGUGCCUGGCUGGGAGGGGCGGGGCUCUUGCUGAGGUCGCCUCUUGGGGGCAGUGGCUCCCAUCACAGCCUGGGCAAGCUGUGGAAGCCAUGAGGUCCACCAACCAGCAGGGAUGGGAGGAAUUCGUCCGGGUGUGGGCCUUUCCUUGAGGACUGCCCUGUGAGAUUCUGGCUGGAGACAGGAGGCUGCACCCCCACAAAGGCGCUGUGAUUUAGACAGCAAUGGUGAGACGCCACUGAAGUGCCGGCAAGGAUGGGGCUGGUGAGCAGCAAGAAGCAGGCAAAGGAGAAGGGCAAGAGCCACUGGAGCUCCGUGACGGUCAGCACUCAGAGCAAGGCACCCCCGCCGCUGCCACCCCUGGUCGCCCCGAACCACCUGGACCCCCCACCUCCCAGUGAACUCCCGGACCAAGAGGCACAUUUUGUGGUGGCCCUGUAUGACUACGCCGCUGCCAAUGACCAGGAUCUGCAGAUGGUGAAGGGGGAAAAGCUGCAGGUCUUGAAGGAAACUGGAGACUGGUGGUUGGCCAAGUCGCUCGUCACAGGAAGAGAAGGCUAUGUGCCCAGCAACUUCGUGGCCGGAGUAGAGACCUUGGAGGUGGAAAAGUGGUUUUUUAAGUCAAUCAGCCGGAAAGAGGCAGAGAGGCAGCUGCUUGCUCCAGUCAACAAGGUGGGCGCCUUCCUCAUCAGAGAGAGCGAGACCAGUAAAGGUGCCUUCUCUCUGUCGGUGAAGGAUGCUGGCCCCCAGGGGGAAGUGAUCAAGCACUAUAAGAUCCGCUCCCUUGACGAAGGGGGAUACUACAUCUCGCCCCGUGCCACCUUCCCCUCCCUGCAGGCCCUGGUGGAGCACUAUUCUGAGAAGGGCGAUGGGCUAUGCCAGAGGCUGACCCUGCCCUGUGUGCGUGUGGCUCCUCAGAGUCCCUGGGCGCAGGACGAGUGGGAGAUCCCCCGGCAGUCUCUCAAGCUGGUCCGGAAGCUUGGGGCUGGGCAAUUCGGCGAAGUCUGGAUGGGUUACUACAAGAACAGCGUGAAGGUGGCCAUCAAGACCUUGAAGGAAGGAACUAUGUCUCCAGAAGCCUUCCUGGGUGAGGCCAACCUCAUGAAGACCCUACAGCAUGAGAGGCUGGUCCGGCUCUAUGCCGUGGUCACCAAGGAGCCCAUCUACAUCGUCACCGAGUACAUGGCCCGAGGCUGCUUGCUGGAUUUCUUGAAGACAGAUGAAGGUAGCAAAUUAUCCCUCCCGCGGCUGAUCGACAUGUCGGCCCAGAUUGCUGAAGGCAUGGCAUACAUAGAGCACAUGAACUCUAUCCACCGCGACCUGAGGGCAGCCAACAUCCUGGUGUCAGAGGCGCUGAGCUGCAAAAUUGCUGACUUCGGCCUAGCCCGCAUCAUCGACAGCGAGUAUACCGCCCAGGAGGGAGCCAAGUUCCCCAUCAAGUGGACAGCGCCGGAAGCCAUCCACUUCGGGGUGUUCACCAUCAAAGCCGACGUGUGGUCCUUUGGAAUCCUCUUGAUGGAGAUUGUCACCUACGGACGCGUGCCCUACCCAGGCAUGAGCAACCCCGAGGUCAUCCGCAGCCUGGAGCGCGGCUACCGCAUGCCGCGCCCGGACUCCUGUCCGCCAGAGCUGUACCGUGAUGUCAUCACCGAGUGCUGGCGGAGCCGGCCAGAGGAGCGGCCCACCUUCGAGUUCCUGCAGUCGGUGCUGGAGGAUUUCUAUACCGCCACCGAGCGCCAGUACGAACUGCAGCCCUGAGACCCUCCAGCUCACCUGCGCCAACCUCAGAGGCCGCGGGAUGGGCCACACCUGCGGAUCCACGUGAAGCCUCCACGAGGUCCCCCGCUCACCUCCCGGCUCGUCUUCAGGCCCCAGAUGAACCAAAUGGGAUGGGGGAGGCAGGGAAGUGCCCUGCGUGCCCUGUGUCAGAUAAGCAAAGCCGAGGUGGAGGCGGGUCCCGUGCCCCACCGUCCCCAGCCGCACUGGCCUGGUGUCCGUGCACCCUGGCUCAUUAGUAAAACCGGACAGACCCGAGGGCGCAUCCCCGCCGCGCGUUCGCGCUGAGGCCGACCCCGGCACGCCGUGCGAGGUGGGCAGGGCCUGGCCUGGCGCAGGUGUCUCCUCUGGCCCGGAGUCGCGCCUUGUCGUUGCGGGACCCUGACCCAGACCGCACCCCGCACUUUGGGAUUUUUCUGUGAUAAAGUCUCGAGAGUCUGACCCCACAGCGUCUUCACUUGGCGGCGCCCGCUGCCCCGGGAGCGUGGGGAGCCCCAUGUAGCUUUUUAGCCCGGCAGGGGGCGAGCUCACCCCACAAAUCCCUGGUCCGUGGGCACCUGCCUGGGUAGACGUCCUGGGUCCUACAGGGCUGAGGACUGAAAAAACGCCUGUGUGUGCUUGGGAGGCGGGCGGGGCAGGGUCUGGGGGUAGGAUUGAUUGCCCAGAGGGGCCUUGGAUCGUUUUUGGGGGAGAGGGGACCUCGGGAACCCCCCCACUCACCCCACAUACCAAGAAGGUCUCCCACUUGUCAUGUUUAAACUGUUGUAUAUAACACACCUGAUUUGUGUAGUCAGGUUGACAGAAAAAUAAGCGGAGUGAUGUCCCCAUAAGCCCAUGCCCCAUUUACAGAAAGGUAAGCUGAGGCAGAAACCUCACUGUCAUCUCGGUGGUAAGUCGCUGUAUGGGGAUGGGGUGUGGUUUAACCCACCUAUCCACAGGGACCUGGCCUGCAGCUUCAUGCGGUCUCCCCUGGGGAAGAGGUCCCCUCAAGGGUCAUAGUC